Aspergillus alliaceus is the source of this 692-nucleotide messenger RNA. RefSeq lists its product as uncharacterized. Bases 93 to 386 code for a protein of 97 amino acids. The transcript has a single exon. The record is from RefSeq and is a predicted model, not a curated record. NCBI's taxonomy places the organism in Eukaryota, Fungi, Ascomycota, Eurotiomycetes, Eurotiales, Aspergillaceae.
GGAUCCCGAGUUAGUUUUUAGUUUCCUUCGGCGCCAAUUAGUGGGAAUUCGUCUCAUCCAUCCCGUGCAUUGGUCGCUAACUGUGCGUCCCCAUGAUCCUUUUCCCCUCCUUCAGCAAGAUCAUUCGGGGUGGGGAAGUCGAUUCGACAAGGAAGCUAAACAUUAGCUUCUGCAUCUACAAUCCUCGAGUCACACUGUCACGCCGACAACAAAUCCGUGAUAACCCUCGAAGAUGCGCAAAGGCCCCAAUUGACUCACGUGUUGUUGAUAUCUACUUCAAGUUUCGAGCCACUGCCAUCCGCACUUCAUCAGAGCUUUUAGAUCUUUUAUUUGUGGCUUUUUUUUUGCCUGUAUGUACCUCUCUCUUGUCGCCUUUUCGGUAUUAAAGACAACCCGUGGCUGGGGAUCAUUACCCUGGCAAGGCUGGAAAGGCGUCACAACGCUUCUGGUCACAUUCCUGCAGCUGAACGCUAACAAUUAGCGUUCAUUUACCAACGGUCCGCCAAUCACACAAAGGAAAUGUGAGGUCAAUCUGCAGAGGCCCUGGUAAAAGAAAACUGUGAUAUCGAUGUGCAUCAUGACAUGCCACAACAGCGCUCGAGUCACUUUUCGGUGGCUAUUUCGAAGGUUCACACAUUCGCCGAAUUUUGUAUACCUUAAAAAAAAAAAUUAAAAAGAAUUCUACAAUUUCC